Exophiala aquamarina CBS 119918 is the source of this 2334-nucleotide messenger RNA. RefSeq lists its product as uncharacterized. Bases 1 to 2334 code for a protein of 777 amino acids. Lineage: Eukaryota; Fungi; Ascomycota; Eurotiomycetes; Chaetothyriales; Herpotrichiellaceae. Gene Ontology annotation, molecular function: zinc ion binding; DNA-binding transcription factor activity, RNA polymerase II-specific. The record is from RefSeq and is a predicted model, not a curated record. The transcript has 3 exons. Gene Ontology annotation, cellular component: nucleus.
AUGGACCGUAAUUUGAACGCGCAUGAUCAGUCAGGCGAUCGACCGGACGUCAAUUUCUCUUCUGCGACCUCGUCACAGUUCACCCAGUCUCAAUACCCGUUCCCUAUCGACGCGGAGCUGACAAUGUCCUCGAAUUACCCAGCUCUUCCCCAGACCUACACUCAACAAUUGCACGAUGCUGCGAACCCAAGCAAGAUGCCCACCAGCCCAUCUCAAAAUAAUUUCGCCAUCAACACGAACGGUGCAGGCAAUGGGGUCGCGACUGAUCCAGCAAUGGCUCCUCCACAAACCCCCAAUCAACAAUCUUUUGUCGCGCCGGCGUCACGUUCUAAUGUCGACGACCCGUCUGACCUGUCCCAAACUCCAAUGACCGGCGACAAGAGAAAGCGCUCAAAGGUUUCACGCGCCUGCGAUGAAUGUCGCCGCAAGAAGGUUCGUUGCAUCAAUCCUCCCUCGGAGGACAGCGAGAACGAGAACGGGAUCCCCAAGACUUGCACCAACUGCGAAAAAUCUGGCUUGACUUGUGGUUUUGAGAGAAAGCCCAUGAAGCGAGGCCCUUCCAAAGGCUAUAUCAAGGAUCUUGCCGAUCGCGUUCACAGCGUGGAACAGUUGCAGGCGGCGGCAUUACGACAAUCCCUCGACAUUGGCUCAGCCUCCGCCCCCUUCGACCAAGUUGCCUUCUCACCCGAAGACGCACCCACCGGUAGAUCGCGAAUGUCCUUUUCUCUCACACACGCACCCUUUGCUCAGGCCGAAUUCCAACGCGAUCGAAUCCCGAGUACUGGGGCAUGGGGGAGCAAUCUACCUGACCUUCGCUCGCGUGAUCAGGGCAGUGUUGCAAUUGCGCCAGAUCAGACUCUCCCUACUCCCAACAUCCCUGAUUCUGAUCCUUCCAAAGAUCUCUCAUCCACAACCGCAAAGCCUUUCUGGUCCGAUCUUGAUCAAGCUCAUCCGGCUAAGCGCCAAAAGAUUGAUCAACCAUCUGACACCAUGGAAUCCUUCAAGUUGAACGAAACCCACUUGGGAAAAUACUACAGCCAUGUUCACCCGUUUGUUGGAUUGCUUCCCGAAGCUGGAACUGUCAUCGGUGUGAUCGAAAAUGCAACCGCCAAAGUCUCUCAUGCCUUUGCCACUGCCUUGGAAUUGUUACCUGGUAUCCCAUCUGAAUCGGCAGUGAAUGGUGACCACAAUUCAGAGUCUACUUCCGCCCCUCAAACAGAGGCCACAGCGACCAAGACAUCAUUCAAGUCUAGCGUCUUCUCUUCCUUUGAAGAGCUUUCCAAGUGGAUGCUCGACCAACUUAAGGACCACCCUGCAGACCGCUCUGAUGAUGACAAUUUGGCGCUCGUUUGGACCUGUAUCUUGAUCGGACUGUCUCUUGAGAAUGAUUUUGCAGGAAUCAUUUCCGACCCCUACACAUCUGCCGAGUUGCUCAGUCAGACCUUCGAAGUGGUUGCUUACCUGGGUCCCGUUACUCCAACUCCAGCAGACUCGUUCAUUGCGGACAACGAAGAGUUCUUGGGUGUCGUAAGAACUGCUCACAAUGUCAGCUACCUGUUGGCGACCUUGCACUCUUUAGGCAGUGGUUUGGUGCCCUAUCUCAAGCCUGGUCACAAGCUCUCCAUUGUCAACAAGGUUCCGUACAUCAGUCCCGAAGCGGCCUAUGUCUGCAUGUUUGCAAACAAUGUGGAAAUGACCCUACCCUCCUUGCAGUGGGCACAUGAGUCAUUGGGACUCUAUGCAGGCGAAUUCAUGAAAGGGUCUCUCUCAUUCAAUCUCGUCCACUACCCUCCUCUAGUCGAACAAAGCCCAAUAGUUCGUCAACUUUCUGCCUUCUUGGGGUUACUUGUUGUUCGCAACAAGAAGGACAUGAAUGCAGAGGCAAUCUUCAUGGCCACUCACCUUCUAGCAGAUAUCCUGGUUUCAAAAGCCAGAGAUACGGCAGAUCCGAAGCCUUUCAAUCCCCUCGAAACUCAUUGCUGGACACUGGUCACCAUUACCUUCCUUGAGUUCAUGAUGAGCUCCGGAAACCCCAUCCACCGCAAAGUAUGCAAGGACAUCGUGGAAAUUCUUCAGCCCCUCAUCGCAGACAUAUCCGCUACAUACCAUAAGAACCAUGAUGGUCGCGCAUGGUUCUAUGCACCAGCAAAUGGCACCAACCCUGAUUAUCGUACCACUCAUUGGUCUGAUAGCUUAUUGAAUACGAUCAAACACGCCAAAGAGCACGAGAUGGAUGAGUAUACUUGGAGUCCUGACACCGCGAUCGCCCCAGCUUUCGAUCGCUUGGUGCGUCGUGGCUACUUCAACGUGCUCUAUCUGUUCAACGCCAAAUAG